This is a messenger RNA of Panthera uncia (snow leopard), 2592 nucleotides long. RefSeq lists its product as uncharacterized. The coding region runs from base 429 to 1085 and encodes 218 amino acids. Gene Ontology annotation, biological process: virion assembly. Lineage: Eukaryota; Metazoa; Chordata; Mammalia; Carnivora; Felidae. The transcript is spliced from 2 exons. The record is from RefSeq and is a predicted model, not a curated record.
CCCGACUCAUCCGCCUUUUCACUGUAGUCUGGCUUCAGUACAAAUUAGAUAAUGAUUCUCAAUGGCCACCCAAGGGGUCUUUACAAUACCAAAUCUUAACCGAUCUGGACAAUUUCUGCCAUCGGCUGGGAAAAUGGGAAGAAAUACCCUACGUCAUGGCCUUUUGGGACCUCAGGUCUCGCCCCAACCUAUGUUCCUCCUGCCCCCCUGCAUGCAUGCUCCUUGCCCUCCCACAACCCCCCAAUGACCCCACCUCACCAACUUCCCCGAUCUCCAACCGUUAGAGGAUCUAGCCAUGCCGCCCAACGGCCCUUGCCCCCCUCCAUACUCCCAACCCCCAGCCGUCCUGCCCUCGCCUCCCAUAUCAUCCCAAACUCGUGCUCAGGCCCCUCCCAGCGAACAGACCCCAGCAGCCAUCUUACCUCUCCAUGGUGGCAGGACCUGAAGGUCUGGUUCGCGUUCACGUCCCCUUCUCCCUCCAAGACUUAUCUGCCAUUGAAAAGCGGCUAGGGUCAUUCUCGGCUGACCCCACCCAAUACAUUAAAGAAUUCCAAUACCUUGCCCAAGCCUACAGUCUCACAUGGCAUGACAUCCAUGUAAUCCUCACCUCUACCCUCACCCCUGAGGAGAGGGAGUGCAUCCAGGCCGCAGCCAGAGAACAUGCAGACCAAACCCACAUGACCAACCCCACUAUGCCUGUAGGGGCCAAUGCUGUCCCAGCAGCCGACCCCAAUUGGAACUACCAACACGCAGGCAAUGGUCACCGGCACCGGGACCAGAUGAUCCUGUGCCUACUAGUAGGCAUGAGGGCAACCUCAAACAAAUCAGUAAAUUUUAACAAACUUCAAGAAAUAAUACAGGACCCCAAUGAAAACCCCACAGCCUUCCUUAGCCGGCUCACAGAGGCACUUACCCAGUAUACCAGACUAGAGCCUACCACCCCUGCCGGGGCCACAGUAUUGGCCACCUAUUUUAUUUCCCAAUCAGCCCCUGAUAUUAAAAAAAAACUAAAAAAGGCCGAAGAUGGUCCUCAAACCCCUAUGGCCGACCUGGUAAAGAUGGCUUUUAAAGUUUUUAAUGGCUAAGAGGAAGCUCAAGAAAAACGGCGACAGGCCCAUCUCCAACAAAAGGUACAAUUACAGACCCAAGCCUUGGUAGCUGCCCUGAGGCCAGUCACAAUAAAGCCCUCUGGACCAUGGCCCCCUCUGGGGCCUUGCUUUAAAUGUGGCCAAGAAGGCCAUUGGUCUCAUCAGUGUCCCCAUCCCAAAAGCCUACCAGUCCAUGACCAUUGUGCCAACAAAUGGGCCAUUGGAAAUCCGAUUGUUCUAACCCAAGGAAUGACAGACUUGCGACGCCUCCAUGUGGAGAGGCUUCACCCCGAUUGGACUCUGCCUUCCAUCUGCUGGAGAUGGAGGAUGACGACUGACGAGGCCAAGACUCAGUAACUCCAGUGACUCAUGUUGAGCCCAGGGUAAAACUCCAGGUAGCAGGCAAUUCAUGCCAGAUGAAAGGCUAUUUUGUAGCAGAGACAACCCUUGUCUGCUUGCUGUGAAGUAUGUGGCAUUCUAGCAGCCUCUUGUACUAAGUAGUGCUAAAUCUUUGGUAAUGCUUUUAAUCUCUAUGGGCCAGAGUCCUCACAUGGAAAAUGCUUUGUACAGUUUAUUUCAGCUUGAAAAAUUCCUAUGAUGCCUCCAGAAUAAAUAAAUAACCAAAUUAGAAAAUAAAAGAGUGAAUUUAAAAAUGCAUGUAGAUUAAGAAAAACUAUAUAGUUAGGGUGCCUGGUGGCUCAGUCAGUUAAGUCUGCCUCUUGGUUUUGGCUCUGGUCAUGAUCUCCUGGUUUGUGAGUUCGAGCCCUGCAUUGGGCUCUGUGCUGACAGUGUGGAGUCUGCUUGGGAUUCUCUUUCCCUCUCUCUUUGCCCCUCCCCUGCUCUCGCUCUCUCUUUCUCUCAAAAUAAAUAAAUAAAUACAAGAAAAACUAUAUAGUUUAUAUUUAAUAGGGAAUUCUAAGACAUUUAUUUAUUAAUUUGUAAAGUUGAAAUUAGAAAAGGGCUAAAUUUAAAGAGUGCCUAAAAUCAGCAAUAAUUAUUACAAAUGUAGACUCUAAAUAAAUAUAACUCUGGGAGCAUUUGGGAGGGAAAAAGUUAGAAACAUUUUUAAGAGAUAAGAUUAAACAUAUGACAAAUACCUUUGAUAGACCAACAGAAAUUCACUUUACUUUUAUUAUACUCUUUACUUUUAUUAUACUUUACUUUUAUUAUAUUCUUACCUGAUUUUUUGAAUACUUUUUAUUUUUGUCAAACAUGAGAACACUAUGCCCACCGUUUUGCACCACACUUUUAUCACUACAAAAUAUGCCUUGGAAAUAAUUCCUUAGCACAUCCUACCACUUCCUUUAGACAGCUGAAUGGUACUCCGUCCUAUCAAUCUGUAAUCAGUUUUUUGUCGGUUCCAUAUUUAUAAACUUGAUAUCGUUUCCAGUCUUUUAAUAUCAUAAACAAUGCUGCAAGUAAUAUACUAUCACAAAUAUUUUCCUCAUCUGUGUGAAUAUAACUGUAAGAAAAAUUCCUAUAUCCAAAAGACAGAAUACAUAAA